This is a messenger RNA of Symbiodinium sp. CCMP2456, 510 nucleotides long. The record is from the annotation of a GenBank genome assembly. Lineage: Eukaryota; Dinophyceae; Suessiales; Symbiodiniaceae.
AUGGCUCGUCUCCUCGUUUCCGCCGUGCUGCUGCGCUCUACACUCGCCGACGGGCCGUUGGUGGACACAACGACGACGGUCCCAGACGACGAGUUUGUGAUGCUUCCCGGCUACUGCGAGCCGAAUUGGAAGAGUAACAGCCUUUGCUCGGCGUCGAGCGACGGCGGCCCCAGGCUGGCUGACACGUGCGAGGGCACCUACGCCGGGAAGGACGUUCCUAUCGGUGGAGACUGGAGCCGCGAGACAGGCUUUGCCUACUUCCACCCAGACUCCUGCGAUGAGGCCUGCGCCAAGGCGCGCUGCCUUGCAGAUGCGAACUGUGCAGGAAUGACAGUGGCCACCUUCGCCUUCGACUCGCGAAGGACAGCCGCCCUGAAGUCGAGCGUCUCGGGCUCGACCGACUGGGAAGGCUACGAGUGCUUACGCAAAGCGACGUGGGUUCCGACAUCAAGCGCUCAGCCGCUUUCCCCGUUCCUGGCUCCCUUGCCGCUUCUCGCCGGGCUAGUAUAG